AUGGAGAACUUUUCACAGAUCGAUAUUUCACUAAUGAUAUCUGAUCUGAUAAUAAUAAAAGAUGAAGUUGAACAUCUAUAUAGAAAAAAAAGAAAUAGAUUCCCAGACAACUCCUAUUAUGAUCCAUGUCCUGGCAGCGAUGCUUGUGUUGAGGGAGAAGUUUGCAACACUCUGAAAGAUAACAUUAAUAUAUGUAAUGUAGAUGUGAAAGAAUGCCUGAAUGAUUGGAUAUCAUUUUCGAAUCACUGUUAUUUGUUUGUGUAUACCAAAAGGUCUUUGGAAAAUGCAAAGGUUGAAUGCCAGACAUUAGGGGGAUACUUGGUGAAAAUUGAAAAUAGUGAGGAGAACACAUGGAUUAAGUCCAUAAUUAAAGAUCAAAUGUGGAUAGGAUUAAAUGAUCGUCAAACAGAAGGACAUUGGGUUUGGGAUUAUGAUAAUUCAACACUUACGUAUAACGAUUGGUCCCCUAUUGAACCAAAUGGCAGAGAAAGUGAAAACUGUUGUGUGUUUUGUUCUGCAUGCUCGUUAAGUAGUUACAGAUGGAAUGAUGUUGGUUGUUAUUUACAAUAUGGAUAUGUGUGUGAGAAACUGUUGUAAAGAGAUGUAUUUCAUUUAGCUUCAACAUUUCGUUACAGUCCAUGUUGCACUCGUUCCUUCCAUUUUACGCCAAUUUAUAACAUCCGAUAGGUAAAUAACCGUAUAAUAUAUUUGACAACAUUUUAAAAGAAUGAAAUAUUAUAUCAUCAUUACGAAAUAAUUCAUAUAAAACCCACAUCUCUGUUAAUAGAUUACAAAUAAGGGAACUUAAAAAAAAGCAAUGACAAAUACUAGACCCGUGUUCUUUUUUUGUAGAAGUAUUCAAUUGAAAA
Messenger RNA from Mytilus trossulus (common blue mussel), 869 nucleotides. Its product is annotated as perlucin-like protein. The record is from RefSeq and is a predicted model, not a curated record. Lineage: Eukaryota; Metazoa; Mollusca; Bivalvia; Mytilida; Mytilidae. Gene Ontology annotation, molecular function: signaling receptor activity. The transcript is spliced from 5 exons. The coding region runs from base 1 to 597 and encodes 198 amino acids.